Molecule: messenger RNA, 1041 nt
Organism: Acanthamoeba castellanii str. Neff
Lineage: Eukaryota; Discosea; Longamoebia; Acanthamoebidae
Exons: 8
Coding region: 1-1041 (346 amino acids)
Source: RefSeq, a predicted model, not a curated record
AUGCCGCGUAAUCCGUCGGUGAGGCUGUCGCGGUCGUCUUCGAGCUUGGGUGCGGGUGGAGGCCCAGGCAAGAAUAGUGAGGAUGAUGAGAUGGGUCUCUGGACUGCGGGAGGAUUGAUCGUCGCGGCAACGAUCGGGUGGUCCUCCUACGCACCCCACGUCGUGUUGGCGCACCGCCUGACCUACGCUACCUCCUCGAUCUCGCUUCCCUACCCGGCUUUCACGCAUCAGUUCCAUCUGCGCGCCCUGCACCACGAGGCCAAGCUCAUCGAUUCUCACGCCCGACGUCUCCGUCAGCCCCUGAACCUCCUCCACCCUGGCGUUCUGGCGCACACGGCGCAGGCGUGGGCACAGAGCGUGGUGGAGCUGGUCACCGCUGCUGUUUGUUCGCCCUCGUCUGACGCGUCCCAGCUUAGACGACUGGGAGCAAAGGCUCUGGGUCUGCUGUUGGGCUCGUUGGCCUCUUUCCCCUUCUUCAUCGCUCAGAACCGCCUCUUUGCUCAGUUGGCGGGCGAAGUCACCGUUCUGCCGCUCAAGUACACGGGCCUCGGACAGACACUCAGCAGCAUCAACUACGCCGACACCUUCCGCUACGCGUUCAUCCCGCACCUUCUGACCUCGGUGGUGUCCGACGCAAUCUAUUCCUACUACUCGCCCCGAGAAGAAACGAUAGCGAACUGGAUCUAUCGAAAGCUGCCUCCCUUCAAGUCCCGAAGCAAAAAGGUCAACAAGACCAAGCGCCUCAUUGCCUCGGCGGCGAGCAACAUCCUGUUCAGCGUGCUCGGCGACCUGGUGCUCAGCCCGUUGUAUGUGGUGAGCACGACCAUGGCCAUCCAGGGCAGCGGCCUCGAGGUCGCGUUGGGCACGCCGCGCUACUCCAGCGGCCUGCACUGCGCCGAGGAUAUCUUUGUGCGGCACGGACCACUCGCCUUCUGGCAGGGUUUGGUGCCGGUGCUGUACAGCGAGUUGGUGCCGCAGGCGAUGGCGACGACCUUCACGGCGCUCGUCUUCAACGCCUUCGCCUACCUGCGCGAGGAGUGA